Molecule: messenger RNA, 1051 nt
Organism: Bradysia coprophila
Lineage: Eukaryota; Metazoa; Arthropoda; Insecta; Diptera; Sciaridae
Product: sugar transporter SWEET1-like
Biological process (GO): carbohydrate transport
Cellular component (GO): membrane
Molecular function (GO): sugar transmembrane transporter activity
Source: RefSeq, a predicted model, not a curated record
CACAGACAACAAAACUCUUUCUUUCUUCGCCUAUAUCAAAACCGUAGGUAGGUAAUUUAGUUCAAAAAUUUGUUUAAAGGUCGUCCAGGUAUUUACAUGUAUCAACAGAUGUUAUUCAUUAAUUCGUACACAGUGAGAGCUGACGUGUGUGUUGUUAUCGCGCUAAAUAAUAUUCUGUUAUCGCACACGGUUAAAAUGGUUAAUUACGUUUCGUGUACGAAUCGGUUCAAUUGACAAAAUAAAUAAAUGUCCACCAUUAACUGGUUAGACAUUGUUUCGGUUGCAGCAAUUGUAACAUCGGUUCUUCAGAUUUUAACCGGAUCCCUUGUGUGCUGCAAAUACAUUAGGAAACAGUCCACCGGUGAAUCGUCAAUAUUCCCAUUCGUAAGUGGAUUUCUAUCGUGUAGCCUGUGGCUGUUGUACGGCUUACUUACUCAAGUGCUAACUGUGAUCAUUGUAAAUGGAAUUGGCACGUUAUUGUUCCUAUCCUACACAAUCACGUUCUUCGUGUACACACCGGACCGAAGUAAAAGUGUGAAAUACAUUUUGGUCACAAAACUCAUCCUAUUCGCAGCCGUUGUGUAUGUACGUUACGAUCCGAAUGUGACGAGGUCCACGCAUUUUAUUGGCUUACUAUGCUGCCUGGUCUUUGUGGUCUUUUGUGCAGCGCCACUGUCGAUGCUCUUCAAUGUGAUAGAGACGAAGAGCACCGAAAUUCUGCCAUUUCCACUGAUAUUGGGAUCGUGUGUCGUUUCACUGAUUUGGUUUGUGUACGGGUACAUGAUUGAAGACACAUUCAUACAGGCAAGUAAUUAUGCGAUGUUUUUGUUGUUCUUUCUCUUUACAAAAAAUAUUUUCAAUUGGUUGCAGAUACCAAAUUUCCUGGGAUUUCUUUUAUCGAUAUCGCAGCUCGUUUUAUUUUUUAUUUAUCCCAACCACCGCCACGAACCGUUAUUGGGAUCGACUGAUCAGCAGAUUGUUUUUGUCGUUUCGGAUAAUGUACCGUACAAGACAUUUUAAUUCGAAAUAAAGGGCGCGAAAUAUUGUUGUU